UGUGACCGAAAUGAACCAAUGAUAUGUCAUGUACGCUAUUUCUUGUUUUAGUCGAUUGGUUUCUUUCUUUACUAAUAUAAUCAUAGAUUAUACCAAAUAAUAAAGAACUAAAAGAAAGAUUGGCUGCUGGUUAUGUAUAAUCUUUGUUAUCUGUGUAUUGUGUUAUGGGUGUAUGUUAUCUAUGAAUGUAAUUUGCAAUUUUCACGUUGCAUAAUUUCAUCAUUUUUAAUUCCGUGAAGUACAUUUAGUAAAUUCUAAAGUUGACCGGUUUCCUUUUUAUUGAACUUCUUUAGUCAUCAUGUUAAUGUCACAAAGGAUUGGAUCAUUGAUUCGAGUUGCCGGUGCUUCUCGCCAGAAGCAUACUUUGCCAGAGCUUCCGUACGAGUACAAUGCACUGGAGCCGGUCAUUAGCCGUGAAAUCAUGAGUCUUCAUCACAGCAAACAUCACGCGACUUAUAUCAACAAUCUAAACGUUGCUGAAGAGAAACUCGCACAGGCACAAGCUAAAGCAGCAGAUACAAACACUAUUCUAAAUUUGUUGAGUGCGAUCAAAUUCAAUGGCGGAGGGCAUAUAAAUCACUCAAUAUUCUGGUUGAAUCUCACUCCGUGUAAGACAGUACCCUCCUGUCCAUUUUCACAAGCUGUUGAAAAAGACUUUGGAUCCUGGGAUAACUUAAAGAAUCAACUGUCGACAGCUUCUGUGGCAGUACAGGGCUCAGGCUGGGGUUGGCUUGGCUACAACAAACAAAUGAAGAAAUUGCAAAUAGCUACAUGCCAGAACCAGGAUCCUCUGCAGGCCACCACUGGAUUGGUCCCGCUCUUCGGAAUCGAUGUAUGGGAGCACGCGUACUAUCUUCAGUACAAGAACGUUCGUGCCGACUACGUGAAAGCUAUUUUCGAUGUAGCCAACUGGAAUGAUAUAUCUCAGAGAUAUGAAAAAGCGCUCAAGUGAAUAAUUUCAAAAAAAUCGGUUAAACCAAUUUAGUUAUUUAUAAACGCUUUAAGACAACACAUGGUGAAUCUUUGUUAGAACAAGAGAAUUAGUUAUGUGAUGCGAAAUUAAAUUUAUUAAAAUUCCUUAUUUAUAAA
This is a messenger RNA of Bombyx mori (domestic silkworm), 1089 nucleotides long. RefSeq names its product Mn superoxide dismutase (gene Sod2). The coding region runs from base 299 to 952 and encodes 217 amino acids. Lineage: Eukaryota; Metazoa; Arthropoda; Insecta; Lepidoptera; Bombycidae. Gene Ontology annotation, molecular function: metal ion binding; superoxide dismutase activity. Gene Ontology annotation, cellular component: mitochondrion. The transcript is spliced from 5 exons. The record is from RefSeq and is a predicted model, not a curated record. Gene Ontology annotation, biological process: superoxide metabolic process.